AUGCUGCAGAUGAUGACGCUGACGUCCCGGGCGAGGGCCGGUGUUCGCCGUCCGUCCCGCAGCACUAUCCUGCCGCCCUUGCUCUGUCGUGCUGUGUCCGCCGCCGCCGCCCCUCUGCUGGCCUCCAAGCAGGUGAGCGAGCGAGCGCUCUCCAUCUCUGCCGGCAGCACCCCUCCCUCACGUGUAACAACCAUAACCCAGCCCCGGCAGUUCAAAGGUCAGAGGAAGGAGCAGAGGCCAAAGGUGAGCGCCAACAAGCAGGAAGUGGAGAUCAGGCAAUCCAUGACAGUGGAGGCCCUCGCACGAGCCAUGAAGAAAGCCCCCGAUCACGUGUUGGAGGCGCUGACGGACGCGCCGACGAACGCCGCCUCGGUGCUGGACGAGCGGCAAAUCAAGGAAGCGGUGAUGCGCUCGGGCAUGAAGUUCCGCUGGGAGAAGCUGAGCCAGACGCCGCAGCGCCACAACAGAGACGCCGUGCCCAGACCCCCGGCGGAUCCCGGCAAGCUGGUGCGGCGGCCCCCGGUGAUCACCAUCAUGGGCCACGUGGACCACGGCAAGACCACGCUGCUGGACAGCCUGAGGAAAAGCCAGCUGGCGGCGGCUGAGGCCGGCGGCAUCACGCAGCGCAUCGGCGCCUUCGCAGUGGAGUUGGCGACGGGCGAGAGGAUCACCUUCCUGGACACGCCGGGUCACGCCGCCUUCUCGGCCAUGAGGGCCCGCGGCGCCGGCGCCACCGACAUCGUCAUCCUGGUGGUGGCCGCCGACGAUGGCGUCAUGGAUCAGACGGUGGAGUCCAUCCGGCACGCCAAGAGAGCGGAAGUUCCCAUCAUCGUGGCGGUCAACAAAUGCGACAAGGCUCGUGCCGAUCCCCGGCGGGUCACACGAGAACUGCUGGCCCACGAAGUGGUGUGCGAGGACUUCGGGGGCGACGUCCAGGCCGUGCAAGUGUCGGCCCUGAAGGGGCACAACUUGCCGGCGCUGGUCGAGGCCACAGCGGCCCUAGCUGAGAUUCUGGAGCUGAAGGCGGAACCCCAAGGCGCUGCGGAGGGCCUGGUGGUGGAGAGCCGCACGGACAAAGGCAAAGGUCCCGUGACCACCAUGCUGGUCCAGCGGGGGGCCCUGCGGCGAGGCUGCGUGCUGGUGGCGGGCAAGACCUGGGCCAAGGUGCGCCACCUAUGGGACGAGCACGGCUGCGCGGUGGAGGAGGCGGGGCCCGGCGUAGCGGUGGAGGUGGCGGGCUGGAAGGAUGUGCCCUCUGCCGGCGACGUGAUCCUGGAGGUGGAGUCGGAGCGGCGAGCCAAGGAGGUGGUGACCUGGCGGAGUCAGGAGGAGGAGCUGGAGCGGCAGGGGGCGGAGCACACCGCCGUGGAGGCCAAGCGGCGGGAGCACGACGACACCUACAGGAAGGAGAGGGCGGAGUUGGCGCAUCUCGGUUGGCGGCAGAGGAAGUCGCUGCUCUACCGCAGAAACAAGAGCAAGUUUUCCAACAGGCCCGGCGAGAAAACGGCACCAGUGCACGUGGGCCUGCCGCUGGUCAUCAAAGCUGAUGCAGACGGCUCCUUGGAGGCCAUCUUGAACAUCCUGGACACCUACGACGCCGACCAUCAGUGCCGCCUGGACGUGGUGCACUUUGGCAUCGGCGACGUCUCCGAAAACGACCUCAACAUGGCGGAAACCUUUGGAGGCAGCGUGUACGGCUUCAACGUGGCGGCGAGCAAGGCCAUCCAGCAAACGGCGUCGCACCGCAACAUCCCCGUCAGGCUUCACGACAUCAUCUACAAAAUGGUGGACCAGCUCAAGGCCGAGAUUGGUGACAAGCUACCGCCGCUGGUCACUUGCCAGAUCCUGGGCGAGGCCACGGUCCUGGCCGUCUUUGACGUGACGGCGGGUAAAAAGAAGAUGGCGGUGGCCGGCUGCCGCGUUGUCAAGGGUCAGCUGGAGCGCAAGAUGAAGUUUCGACUGAUUCGCGACGGCGAGACGCUGUGGGAGGGAGGCCUGCUGGCAUUGAAGCAUCACAAGGAGGACGUCAACACGGCCAAGGCGGGCGGCGAGUGCGGCCUGUCGGCCGACGGGAACAUCACCUUCCUGCCCGGCGACGUGGUCCACUGCUUCAGAGAAGCGGAGGAGCCGCAGGUCAGCGCCUGGGAGCCCCCUGGAUUCUGAGGACCUCCAAAAACAAAGACGCCAGUUGAAAAAGACAAAAAGGAAAAAAAGCAAGUUGAAAGAUGCCAGUCGGGGAAAGACAAAAAAGAAAAAAAGAAGUUGGCAGCCACCGCCCGCUGCUGCUUUGGCGCUUCCCCAUUCAGACGGACGCUCCCGCCUGGCCGAGAACAUCUCCCGCCUGGGCGUGCUGUGGAACACACAGAGUACACCUUUCAAUUUUUGGAGUUGCGGGAGAUUUUUUUAGUUUUUUUAAAGGACUGCUGUGCACUGGGGCAAAAAGAGAAGGAACACUUUGUGGGUGGAUUGAUUUGAAUGAGCUUUGUGGGUGGCAGCAAAUGCAAUGGCUGCUCUUGAAAUAAAAUGAAUAAUGGGCUCA
This is a messenger RNA of Syngnathus typhle (broad-nosed pipefish), 2539 nucleotides long. RefSeq names its product mitochondrial translational initiation factor 2 (gene mtif2). Gene Ontology annotation, molecular function: translation initiation factor activity; GTPase activity; GTP binding. Gene Ontology annotation, biological process: translational initiation. The transcript is spliced from 11 exons. The record is from RefSeq and is a predicted model, not a curated record. Bases 1 to 2163 code for a protein of 720 amino acids. Lineage: Eukaryota; Metazoa; Chordata; Actinopteri; Syngnathiformes; Syngnathidae.